This is a messenger RNA of Pyrgilauda ruficollis (rufous-necked snowfinch), 1218 nucleotides long. RefSeq names its product G protein subunit alpha transducin 1 (gene GNAT1). Gene Ontology annotation, molecular function: G protein-coupled receptor binding; GTP binding; GTPase activity. Gene Ontology annotation, cellular component: heterotrimeric G-protein complex. The record is from RefSeq and is a predicted model, not a curated record. The transcript is spliced from 8 exons. Bases 108 to 1160 code for a protein of 350 amino acids. Gene Ontology annotation, biological process: adenylate cyclase-modulating G protein-coupled receptor signaling pathway. Lineage: Eukaryota; Metazoa; Chordata; Aves; Passeriformes; Passeridae.
GGCACCGGGAGCGGGCGCUGGAGGCGGCGGGAGGCUGGAGCUCGUUGCCCAUCUUGGUGCUGACCUCCAAGCAGCGGCUGGUGAACAGCAGGGCUGCGGGGCUGAGCAUGGGAGCCGGGGCCAGUGCCGAGGAGAAGCACUCCCGAGAGCUGGAGAAGAAGCUCAAGGAAGACGCUGAGAAAGAUGCCAGGACCGUCAAGCUGCUGCUGCUGGGAGCAGGGGAGUCGGGGAAGAGCACCAUUGUCAAGCAGAUGAAGAUCAUCCACCAGGACGGUUACUCGCUGGAGGAAUGCCUGGAGUUCAUUGCUAUCAUUUACAGCAACACGCUCCAGUCCAUGCUGGCCAUCGUGCGGGCCAUGACCACCCUCAACAUCCAGUACGGGGACACGGCUCGCCAGGAUGAUGCCCGUAAGCUGCUGCACCUCUCGGACACCAUCGAGGAGGGGACCAUGCCUAAGGAGAUGUCAGAAAUCAUCGGACGGCUCUGGAAGGACUCGGGCAUCCAAGCCUGCUUUGACCGCGCCUCCGAGUACCAGCUCAAUGACUCUGCCGGCUACUACCUGUCAGACUUGGAGCGCCUGGUGACCCCCGGCUACGUCCCCACAGAGCAGGACGUGCUGCGUUCCCGCGUCAAGACAACCGGCAUCAUCGAGACCCAGUUCUCCUUCAAAGACCUCAACUUCAGGAUGUUUGAUGUGGGCGGACAGCGCUCAGAGAGGAAGAAGUGGAUCCACUGCUUUGAGGGUGUGACCUGCAUCAUCUUCAUCGCGGCUCUCAGUGCCUACGACAUGGUCCUGGUGGAGGAUGAUGAAGUGAACCGCAUGCAUGAGAGCCUGCACCUCUUCAACAGCAUCUGCAACCACCGCUACUUUGCCACCACCUCCAUCGUCCUCUUCCUCAACAAGAAGGACGUUUUCCUGGAGAAGAUCAAGAAGGCCCAUCUCAGCAUCUGCUUCCCCGACUAUGACGGUCCCAACACCUACGACGAUGCGGGCAACUACAUCAAGCUGCAGUUCCUGGAGCUGAACAUGCGGCGGGAUGUGAAGGAGAUCUACUCCCACAUGACCUGCGCCACCGAUACCGAGAACGUCAAGUUCGUCUUUGACGCCGUCACUGACAUCAUCAUCAAGGAGAACCUCAAGGACUGCGGGCUGUUCUGAGCCCCAGCCGAGCACCCCCUCCCCUCGGGACCAGCCCCACUGCUGACCCCAUUCCACC